AUGGCGACGACGAGACUACCAAAAGAUUGUUUAAACCAGAUAUUGGUCGAAUGCCGUGCCAAUAAAGUUCCCCUGUUCAAUUAUUUGUUUGUAAAUUGGUCGUGGUGUGAAUGCGUCAUACCAUUAAUAUGGCAGAAUCCAUUUGAGCAAGAAGUUGGAGAUGGCGUAGUUUUUCAGGAGGAAAGAAGUUUCAAACUCAUCAGAACUUUAACCACAUGUUUACCAUUCGACUCCAAAGAAUUUCUUGACGAAAAUGGAAUCAAAUUACCAAGUAAUAAUUUUGAAAUUCAAGCAUUAUUCGAUUACCCAGCUUUUAUCCAAAAAUUGGAACCACAACGUUUGAGCUGGGCAACACGAGAAUGGAUCGAUAAAUCAAUACCAUCAACAGCAACACAAGCAAUCGAUGAACACAACCGAAAAAAAUUUAUUUUAUUGCAAGAGAUUUUAAAAUUGUUAAUACGACGAGGGAAACGGCUUUCUAAAUUCGUCUUGUCUCAUACAUCUACUGUAUAUGACGAUGGCGCACAAAUUCCAAUCCACUUGCUACCACAUGCACAAAAAUUUAUGAAGCAAAUUAGGUCUUUAGUAUCUGCUUAUCCACACGAAAUUCCAGAUUCUACAUUUUAUUCACUUGCACAAUCAACCACAAAUAUCGAAGCAUUUGAUAUUUCUGUAAAUGACGAAAGUGAAGGAUUAAUUCAACUUGUACGAACUCAACGUGGCAUAAAAGAGCUAACGCUCACCGGUGAUAAAUUAAACUCUAAAUUUGAUGAAGCGUUGAAAGCACACACGCAAACGAUGACCUACAUUAAAUGCUCUGGGACUUUGAGUAUAUCUCCGGAUACGCUGGCUCAAUGUCGAAACCUCAAAGUUCUCAUUUUGUUUGGCAUCAUUCCUAAAGACACGUUUACAAUUUUAGUAAAUGCGCAAUUCCCAUUUCUUCAGAAGCUUGAUAUAGAACUACAAAAUAAAUUGGAUCUUGAAAAAUUAACUCGAAUCAUUCAGACAACUACGGGACGAAUGGAAGUCCUAAAACUACGUUGGGGCACAUAUGACCCUGAAAAUACCCAUACGCUGAUCAAAGCCAUCGGAGAUCACUGUCCACGCAUAGUUGACCUAAUGAUUCCAAUAAAAUUCAAAGACACUUCCGAGUUAGCUUUCUUAUUGUCGAAAUGCCGUCACGUACGGUCAAUCGUGUUGAUUUCGAAAUUUUGCAUCGCGCAAGAUGGAGACCAACUUGUUACUGCAAUUGCCGAUAAUGCUUCGGCAGCGUUAAAACGUUUUUCUAUUAACGGACGAUGGAAAUACACUCCUGAAGUCUGGCAAAUGUUUUGUGAACGACAACAAAGCAACUCGUCACCAAUUCAGAUCUCGUUAAUUGAUAAAGUCAGGUUGAGUCCAGAAAUUACUAAACUUCUUAGGGAUUACGAUAAAUCGGGGCGUAUCAGAUAUCAUGGUUAA
This is a messenger RNA of Ambispora gerdemannii, 1461 nucleotides long. NCBI's taxonomy places the organism in Eukaryota, Fungi, Glomeromycota, Glomeromycetes, Archaeosporales, Ambisporaceae. The record is from the annotation of a GenBank genome assembly.